CGUGCACAAAGACAAGCGGCCCAAAAACGCAAACGUGCACAAACACAACUCGUGCACAAAUAUAAACCGAGCACAAAAACAAAUACGACUUUUGCUUCAAUGGAUCCUGGUGCCGUGGUCAUCAAAUUUAACCCCGAGCGGUGGUCUGAAAUUCACGCCGGCGAAGCCAGUGAUUCCCAGUCGCGAAUCGUCUCAUUUAGCUAUACGAAGGGCAGCGGGCCUCAGGACUCAGAAAGACCCAGUCAUGUGCUCCCAACUCCCAGAAAACGGCACUUGCGUCCGCUUUCAGCGUCCAGCUUCGAGCGCCCGGUGCACGAGUCUCUCCACAAUCUUGCACAAUACUCACAGAUUAUGGAAAAGGGCGCAAAGCCAGCGGCAGAGGUCGAUACGGAUUGGUACGAUGACCUCUCAAAUGUCGGCCAGCGACUUCGGUUUCUUCGCGACACCUUCAAAGUUCUUCAGUCCGUGCGCAAGCGCAAGAUGAUGGGCGAACGGGCAGACUUCCGGACGCUCUACGAGGCGCGGGUCUCGCGCACCGGUAGUCCACAAUUGCUGGACGAAGACCUUAGAGCUGCGCCAUUCUCUGACGAUGAAAAUGCCGCAAAUUGGGCAGCUGUACCAGCUGCUCCCGUAAACCGGCGUGGACGGCCACGGAAACGCCGAGGCAGGGAGCGCAAGGCGCCUUUGGGGCGAGCCGAAGCGGCCGUCAAGCGAACCCGGGCCAGCAGGCGCGUGCUUGAGGCUCCUCUGCCGGCACCGGAGCAGAAUCCGAGUGUUUCGCCCCCCGCUCCGGUCCGUAGACGCCGUGGCAGACCCAGGGCGUCGGAAAAGAACCCCCCACUGCCCACAUCCGAGACCCAGGGCCCGCGACUCAUGCACCUGCCCCCGAUUCUUCCAAGCCAGCGGCUUUCACUUGUACAGGGCAUCCCACCGUACCGCCACAUCAUGGCCGGUGGCGUACAGGCGGCAUCUGGCACCAACCCGCCAUUCUUGCCAUCCACCGCGGCUCUGGUGCCUCCUGCGCCUUCUGCUCACACAGGGAAACUCAAUACCACGCAGCCAUUCUUGUCUUCUAGUACGGAACCAGAACAUGUUGCCACGAUGGGGAAGCCCACCACUACACCGCCAUUUUUGCCUUCGCAGAGCGCAUUUCCCGCACCACAAUAUAACGCCAGCACAGGUGUUCCGAGCGGGUACUUGCCCAGUCAGCUGCUGCUACAGGGUGUGAUACCCUUUCAAUUUCAAAACUACCCGCUGGCCGCAAACUCUACACUGAGCACGGGAAUGAGUGGGCAAACUGGCUAUUCGCUUGGCUACCGGCCGCCACUCAAUUUUGCAAACUUCAAGGAGGCUACAUACUCGGCUGGAAAACCCGCCAAUGGGGAAAUGAGCUGGGGCAAGAAGCUUAGCGUGGGCGCUCAACCUGGCUCGAGUGGGAUCACCAAGUCGCAAUUCCCCGUUCCCCUGCAAGCAGCCCUGCUUUACAAACCCAAUGAACCGUCAUCCGCCUCAGUAAACAAAGCUAAUACCUCAGCGGAUGUGCCACCUAUGCUUGCACAGACCACACCAAACACACCCAAACCUAUGACUGCAGCGAUAGCCCCUAAGUCAGGCAACACAAACCUUUUGCCGCCAGCAAAUAUCAUGCAUUCAUCAAAUUCCUCAAUCAAUUCGGCGCAUUCAUACCCAUCCGCACAUCCUGGGAAAGAAACUUCAUCAGUACCCCCUAAACUUUCGUUUCUGUCAAGCACGACGAGCCAGGGUGCGGCAGUGAGGCCCCAGUUGUCGUAUUUGUCAACCCCAACACAGCAGCCCGGAGUAUUGAACUACCAAGGUUUACAGAAUCUGGCCGGCCUUCAUCACGGAUCCACCUAUCGGCCGCCUUCAUCUCAAGCUGCGCCGUUAAUGCUGUACAGCUCGUGGCCAGCCGCGUAUCCGGACUCGACCCAGCUGACCGAUUCGCUUGGGAUGGCAUUGCCGAGCUUGAGAGCCCUCGAAAAUGAUAUUAAGCUGCCGCAGCCCUCGAUAUUUGGAGAGACCAAAAAUGCGGAGGAUGAAAAGCACUAGUGUGCAAACGACACAAUUAUUACCGUGGUUAAAGUAGGAGCAUCCAUCCGAACACUUUAAUUUAAUUUAUAGAAUGUUUCAGUAAAUGACAAGUGGGAACAAUACUUUUAUAUUUAUUAAUUUACGGCAACUCAAUAC
Molecule: messenger RNA, 2205 nt
Organism: Metschnikowia bicuspidata var. bicuspidata NRRL YB-4993
Lineage: Eukaryota; Fungi; Ascomycota; Pichiomycetes; Serinales; Metschnikowiaceae
Exons: 1
Coding region: 100-2067 (655 amino acids)
Source: RefSeq, a predicted model, not a curated record